Messenger RNA from Aegilops tauschii subsp. strangulata, 2806 nucleotides. NCBI's taxonomy places the organism in Eukaryota, Viridiplantae, Streptophyta, Magnoliopsida, Poales, Poaceae. The record is from RefSeq and is a predicted model, not a curated record.
CGAAUUUCUUCUCUGAUAGUACUACUAUUUCCUAGUACCUCAGGUGGGAGUUACUCUGUUCUUUUUUGGGUCAGUUUGGUGUAAAAAUCCAAGAGGGUUUUACAUAGCAUAGGAUUACUAUGUAUGAUGAAGAGUUGCAGCACGAUCGAGGAUGAAGGGUUCCACUUGAAAGCGAUAAAAGACUCUGAAUUACUUGUGAUCCUCCCUUUGCUCUGCAUGUUUUUUGGCUUAUUUUUGGCUUCUCUGAAGAAAUUCAAGGACGCCGGCGCAUUCUUGCACAAUGCACUUUUCUCUCACUAGUUUUUUUUCUCACUUUCACCAGGUAAUUGAGUAAGUAUAAAAUUUAAUCAGCACAGUGAUUGGCAUCGUAAAUUCGUAAUCACAAACCGUGAUGAUUUUUUUGAUUUGCAAUAUUCGCAUGUAAAUUGCCAUAUCUCCGAGACCAGGAUCCAUCGUUAUCUAGAAGAACGGUGCAGUAAUAGUACUCGAAUUAAUGGCAUGUCCAAAGCCUGCACAAUUUCUUCGUCUGACUCAGAAACCGGUAAUUAAAACUAGCCACACCACCACAGGCAAACCCAAGGCGUUGAAAAUAUGGCGAGGAAAUCAGUUUUCUCCAGAAAUUAGGCAAAAGCAAGAAACUGACGCGCACAGGCCGAAGAUGAGAUAUCUGUGCUGCACAUUCUCGUGACUAGACCAGAAAUUAGGCCGACGAGGAAGACGAAGCUGACAUGCCUAGCCGGACUAGAAGCCUGACAUGACAUGGAAAUCACUCACUCACUGCCAGGUUGAUCUGCGGAUUGUCACCGCACAUGCAGAAAUCUAGUCGGGUUCUAUCUUCUUGGGAUCCAUUGCUUUUGCUUGCUGACAUGGAACCGAGGAGGCUUGGACGGUUAGUGUUUCUGCUCUGCUGCGUUGCGGCCGUCACAUGCAGUCUGCACGCGGGAGCUCAGGCCCAACCCACUCUACGACAACAAUCCCAAGGCUCACCCCACAAUGGAGCAGUGCGUAGGGUGUUGUCGGAGACGGCGAACAGAUCGCACAGCGACCUUUCGAGAAGGACGAGAAGAAUCGAUCCUCUUGAUGGCUUGAGGAAGUAUGAGGGAGGGUUCAACAUCACAAACAAUCAUUACUGGAGUUCGACCAUAUUUACAGGUAGAUCUGGAUACAUCAUUGGUGCAUUAUGGCUUAUUGCUGGUAUCAUUUUUGCGGGCUUCCUUCUUGCCUCGAAGAUUUUCUUCGCCAAAAGUAACGAAAGAGAAAGAGACGGUGUCAUCGAUGAUUUUCUUGACAGAUGCCAUCUUGUGUCUGUCAUACUUAUCAUUCUUCUUGCAGUUUUUGCCAUAGUUGCAUCGGCGAUCGCGCUUCAGGGCGCCGUACGAUUUCAUUCUAGAGCAGAGUCCAUCAAAGAUAUCGUCGGGAGGACAGCGCUUGAAGCGACAGCGACGAUUUACAACAUCACAGGAGCCAUUGAGAAGAUGCAGAACAUAUCGAAGCUAUACAACAUUAGUAGCCAAUCCUUUGAUCAUCUGAAUUCCACGGUAAAGGCACUGAACUCUGAAGCCGUGGAAAUUCAGGCGAAGGCCGAAAAGAACAUGCGCUUGGUCAGCAAAGGCAUCAACACAUUAGAACUUGUCAUCAUUUUAACCGUGACGCUGAAUCUUGUCGCGGUCCUUGUCUUGCUAGUGGGAAGACCUCUGAGGCUACAGAAGUUGUACUAUAUGUGCAUAGCCUUGUGCUGGGUACUGACAGUCCUCUUCUGGAUGUACUUCGGGCUGUACUACUUCCUCGACAAGUUCGCCGGCGACACGUGUGCGGCCCUCGAGGAGUACCAGCUGAACCCCAAGAACAGCACGCUGGGCGCCAUCAUACCCUGCAGCGAGAAGAUGUCCGGGAGCGUCAUCCUGCACGAUGUUGGUGCAGGCAUACAUGACAUCAUAGACCAGGUGAAUUCGAACAUUUACAUGAUCAAGUCGGAGUACACCGUGAAGCAGCUGGACUACAUCUGCAACCCGUUCGCCGGGCCGCCGGGGUACCGGUACCGGCCGGAGAACUGCGCUUCCGGCGCCGCCACCAUUGGUGACAUCCCUCAGAUCCUGAGGAGGCUGACGUGCUCGGAGUUGGGCGGUGGCGCCAACUGCGCGCCGGCCGACCUCUCGUCGGCGAUCGACUACGACAAGGUGCAGACCUACACGAGCUCCAUCCAGAACGUGCUGGACAUCUUCCCGGGCACGGAGCGGCUGGUGAGCUGCGAGCUGGUGAAGGCCGGCUUCGCGGACAUCGUGGGCAACCAGUGCGCGCCGCUGCGCCGCGGCGCGCGGGCGACGUGGGCCGCGCUCGCCGCCCUGUCGAUGGCCAUGGCACUGCUCGUGCUCGCCUCGGCGGCGUGCGGCGGCGUCGGAGGGUCGCGCCACGCCGGCGACGACCGCCACUCGGUGCGGCACCUCACGUCGUCGUCCAACUCGGAGGUAUCGGAGACCGAGUUCGCCGAGAUGCCGGCCAAGAAGGUGCGAGUGAAGAUCGUCGGGCCGUGAGAGGGAGAUCAAAUUCUUUUUGCUGUGCUCUUUGCUAUUUGCAGGUGAUAGUUUGGGAGAGAGUAUACAGCCGGCGGGAGAGACUGAUCCCGGAGAGAUCAUCCAUCGCCGGCGCGCCGUUGACGCGAAAUGUUUGGUUUCUUUUCGUGCGUGGUCUGGAGAAUCCAGCCAUACACAUAUGCAGUCUUGGUAUAGGAGAGGAAAAAGAAGAAAUUGGUGUAAUCCUGUAUAUGACCGGCAAAAAUGAUACUGUUUGUAUAUAGAUUUUUUAAUCA